Arctia plantaginis is the source of this 1833-nucleotide messenger RNA. The record is from the annotation of a GenBank genome assembly. NCBI's taxonomy places the organism in Eukaryota, Metazoa, Arthropoda, Insecta, Lepidoptera, Erebidae.
AUGGCAAAUGUAGUGGGGACGUCUGGGCAAUGUCAGGAUGAUAGUAAACAGAGUAAUCUCUUAUGUGAAACAUGUGAGAAUAAAAGUAGGAAAAAUCGUGAUGAUUUGACGUUAAUUGGGGGUGUGAAAGCCAUUGUUAAUAAUGAUAAUAAAUUUCAUGACAGAAAAAAUGACGAACCAACAAAAGUUUCAAGUGAAAGUAAAUUAAACAAAAAGGUUAAAAAACAUGAUACAAAAACAAAAAGUACACCAAACAAUAAUAAAUUGAAAGUCAGCACAGUUAUUCAAAAUUCUGCGCUAUUUACUCAAAACCAAAGCUUCGUAAAGAAUAGUCAUUUAGUUAGUAAGCCUAAUAUUAGUAAUAGUAGUGUUGGCCGCGGACGUGGAAGGUUGCUUGCAUUGUUACACAGUAAAGCAAACGUUGGUAACAAUUUAGUUACGGGUGAUUCUGCACAAUUUACUGAUAAUAAUAAUCUCAGUCAAUUAAAUAGUAGCUCUACGAUUAACUCUGAAACUAGGAAUAACUUGAAUACAAUCAAAGAUGCUAACAGUAUCACUAACUCGGAAAAUGAACUAAUUACUAAUAUAAGAGCUGCAUCGCAAAGGGAUGAGGCUAAUAUUAGUAAUGGUAGUGUUGGCCGCGGACGUGGAAGGUUGCUUGCAUUGUUACACAGUGAAACAAAAGUUGGUAACAAUUUAGUUACGGGUGAUUCUGCACAAUUUACUAAUAAUAAUAAUCUUAGUCAAUUAAGUAGUAGCUCUACGAUUAACUCUGAAACUAAGAAUAACUUGAAUACAAUCAAAGAUGCUAACAGUAUCACUAACUCGGAAAAUGAACUAAUUACUAAUAUAAGAGCUGCAUCGCAAAGGGAUGAGGCUAAUAUUAGUAAUGGUAGUGUUGGCCGCGGACGUGGAAGGUUGCUUGCAUUGUUACACAGUGAAACAAAAGUUGGUAACAAUUUAGUUACGGGUGAUUCUGCACAAUUUACUAAUAAUAAUAAUCUUAGUCAAUUAAGUAGUAGCUCUACGAUUAACUCUGAAACUAAGAAUAACUUGAAUACAAUCAAAGAUGCUAACAGUAUCACUAACUCGGAAAAUGAACUAAUUACUAAUAUAAGAGCUGCAUCGCAAAGGGAUGAGGCUAAUAUUAGUAAUGGUAGUGUUGGCCGCGGACGUGGAAGGUUGCUUGCAUUGUUACACAGUGAAACAAAAGUUGAUGCUAACAGUAUCACUAAAACGGAAAAUGAACUAAUUACUAAUAUAAGAGCUGCAUCGCAAAGGGAUGAGGCUAAUAUGAGUAAUAGUAGUGUUGGCCGCGGACGUGGAAAACUAAUUACUAAUAUAAGAGCUGCAUCGCAAAGGGAUGAGGCUAAUAUUAGUAAUAGUAGUCUUGGCCGCGGACGCGGAAGGUUGCUUGCAUUUUUACACAGUGAAACAAAAGUUGGUAACAAUUUAGUUACGGGUGAUUCUGCACAAUUUACUAAUAAUAAUAAUCUUAGUCAAUUAAGUAGUAGCUCUACGAUCAACUCUGAAACUAAGAAUAACUUAAAUAAAAUCAAAGAUACUAACAGUAUCACUAAAACGGAAAAUGAAUUAAUUACUAAUAUAAGAGCUGCAUCGCAAAGGGUUGAGGCUAAUAUUAGUAACAGUAGUGUUGGCCGCGGACGUGGAAAUCUAAUUACUAAUAUAAGAGCUGCAUCGCAAAGGGAUGAGGCUGAUAUUAGUAAUAGUAGUGUUGGCCGCGGACGUGGAAAACUAAUUACUAAUAUAAGAGCUGCAUCGCAAAGGGAUGAGGCUAAUAUUAGUAAUAGUAGUGUUGACCGUGGACGUUGA